Messenger RNA from Chelmon rostratus (copperband butterflyfish), 2380 nucleotides. RefSeq names its product deoxyhypusine synthase (gene dhps). The coding region runs from base 139 to 1236 and encodes 365 amino acids. Gene Ontology annotation, biological process: peptidyl-hypusine biosynthetic process. The record is from RefSeq and is a predicted model, not a curated record. Gene Ontology annotation, molecular function: deoxyhypusine synthase activity. The transcript is spliced from 10 exons. Gene Ontology annotation, cellular component: cytoplasm. Lineage: Eukaryota; Metazoa; Chordata; Actinopteri; Chaetodontiformes; Chaetodontidae.
CAGGAGCUGUCCUGCCGCAGGCGAUUCAUGCGGUGUGUAAGGAAAUGCUCCUGUUCAGUAAACGUGUUGUUGUGUCUGGGGACGUUCAUUACUACUUAACCACGUUCAUCAACUAAGGUCUCUCCAAGAGCAGAAAAGAUGGCAGACCAUGCCCCCUCUGUUGCCAUGGAGGCUGUCCUUAAGCCCAGUUGCGACCUCCCAGAGGACAUGCCAAAGAUCAGAGGCUACGACUUCAACCAGGGGAUUGACCUCCAGGCAGUGCUGAAGUCCUAUCUUACCACAGGCUUCCAGGCCAGCAGGUUGAGCUUGGCCAUCCAGGAGAUCAACCAAAUGAUAGAGAAGCGUCUCGAACCAGUGGAGGCAGAUGAAGGAAAUGAGUAUAAAGAGUCUGGUGAAACCUCCAGCAAGUUGGGCUGCACCAUCUUCCUGGGUUACACAUCCAACCUCAUUAGCUCUGGAGUCAGAGAGAGCAUCCGCUACCUGGCAGAGCACAAAAUGGUGGAUGUGAUUGUUACCACAGCUGGAGGCAUAGAGGAGGAUUUCAUCAAGUGUCUGGCUCACACCUACUUGGGAGACUUCGGCCUGCCUGGCAAGGACCUCCGCCAGAGGGGCAUCAACAGGAUAGGGAAUCUGUUGGUGCCCAAUGAUAACUACUGUAAGUUUGAAGACUGGCUGAUGCCCAUCCUGGAUCAGAUGCUGUUGGAGCAGAACACAGAGGGCAUGCGUUGGACUCCCUCCAAAAUGAUCCAUCGACUUGGCAAGGAGAUCAAUAAUACUGACUCUGUCUACUACUGGGCGUACAAGAAUAACAUUCCAGUGUUCAGUCCUGCUCUGACAGACGGCUCUCUGGGCGACAUGAUCUACUUCCACUCCUACAGGAACCCAGGCUUGGUUUUGGACAUAGUGGAAGAUAUUCGCAAGUUGAACAGCCAGGCAGUUUUUGCCAAAAGGACGGGAAUGAUCAUCCUGGGAGGAGGGCUGGUCAAACACCACAUAUCCAAUGCUAAUCUCAUGAGGAAUGGAGCUGACUAUGCAGUGUUUGUGAAUACGGGUCAGGAGUUUGAUGGCUCUGACUCUGGGGCCAGUCCUGAUGAGGCGGUAUCCUGGGGCAAGAUCAAGACGGAUGCCAAACCUGUUAAGGUGUACGCAGACGCCUCUUUAGUCUUCCCUCUGAUAGUGGCCGAGACCUUCGCUUUCCACGCUGGCAAGCUGACUGCGAGCAAGAAAACAGAUUAAACACUUAACUCCCUAAAUGCUCUGUUAGAAACAACAACCAACAACUCUGGUACUUCACUUGUUUGACUAACAGCAGAUAUAAGUUUGAUCUUCUAAACAGUUCUGUUGAAACUAUAUGGUGAUGGCCUCGCAACUUUAAGAAGCAGCAUUACAAACAAUGCUGUCAUUGAAAACCUUAUUCUAUGGGAGUCCAAGGUGAGGGUUUCCUGUCUUUAAUGCUCUCCAUAACAACAUUUACUUGUUAAAACAAGUAGUUUUUCUCCUGUCUAUUCAGAUAGCUGAAAUAGCAUGGGUAGCAUGCUAUUGCAUGUACCAAAGAGACGGUCGAGAAUGCAUCAGGUUUAGGUGCGUGCGUGCGUGCGUGUGUGUAGUGAAGGCAAGUGUUGUGAUUUCACUUGAAUACGACCUUAUUGCUCGUCAGUUUUUAUAGUAUCCCAGCCGCCUGUUCCGUACUGCCACUGUUACAGGAUGAGAGAUGUGCCUGGAUAUUUUAAUAAAUCAUAAAUGAAUCAUUUAUCAUUUCAUCAUUUGGUUGACUGUUACAAUUAGACUUUGUGCAGUAUAGUAGGUCUGUGUGAGAAGGCCACAAGAGGUCUACUUUGUGACAAUUUCACAUGACUAUGUUUGCCAUCUUUGGUAUGAAAGGAUAUAAAAUCUUUUUGCAUCACAGGGCACACAUGACAUUACUGCUGACUUAAAUAAAAGUGAUGAUUAUAAUAAAUAUCUAAUAUACAAAUACUAAGUUUGAAGCUCCUCAGUUGCAUCUGAAAUAUGUCUGUAAAAAUAAAGUUAAGCACUAAUAGCUGCAGGAAAUGUUGCUGUUUCAGCAUUUUGAGAGAAACACUCUUUCCACUUUAUUAGGCACCUGAUUGCAGUUCAAUAUAAUUCUAUCUUUACGAAGUUCAGUAAGUUCAGUUUUUGGUGACAUUGUACAAAAUGUGUAAAUUAAACUAUAUGUUAAUUAUUGGGUGAUAGCUAAGGGUGGUGUUGUACGGGACUGCAAUAUAAUGAGAGGUGUUUCUAAUUUUUUAUCAUUAACAUUUACAUACAUGAGGCAAAAAAAAAAAAGACCUCUGAAUGUAAUGCAGAUAUGACGAAACAACGCUAACCAUGACCUCAAUGCUAAAACAUAUGAUUCAGUUUC